CCUGGCUCUAUUCACUCUUGCGUUUCUACUGCAUCGGCGCUUUCUCAUUCGGCUCUUGUUGGGCAACUUACUUAUGAUGGCCAAAUCCAGGCGUCGACUUCUCCGAGCUUGUAUCCGGUUGGUCUGUUUGCAGGCCAGCCCGGUGCUCAGCCUACCACGCAAAUAAUCACGGGUGGAUCCACUUCUGGGGUACCACUGCUUGCGAAUCCUGUUUCUGUCACUGGCCCUCAUGGUUAUUAUGCUCUAGCAUCUCCAUCUCACGGAAUAAUGACCUCGGCAAAUAUUUCAGAUGCUCCCCAGCUUGCAAUUUCGCCUUUAGCUGUCAAUUCAAAUGGGACUUUUAACACAAAUAAUAGUGCUGCUAUAGCUGGGAAUCAGAUCGUCGUUACAUGUAGUAAUUCUCUAGGUCCUUGGUCUCAGCAGACAGCCGCUUCUAGUGGUGUCUCUAUUCAAGCUCAACAUCUGUCUCAAAAUCCGUUCCAGGGUAAAUUUCCAAAUCCAGCCCUUCUAAGCAACGUUGGGGGUUCAACGCCAGCUGGCUAUCCGCCUUCUCACCAAUAUCACGCAUUUGCAUUAACUCAACCAGCAGCAUCUGGUUCCUACGCUGGUGCCCCACCGCAACAUUUGCUGCAACCUAGUGCUCCGGCUCAUAUUCUAAGCUUUGUUGGCCAUCCGGUAUCACCUCCUGGUCAUCAACCUCAUCUUCUUCAGCCAAUGCCGCCUGCUCUUCCACUCCAUACCCAACAUCAUCAGACUCAUCUUCCACAUCCAGGUCACCUUCAGCAUCAAUUACCUCAUAUUUCCCAUCAGUCCCCACCAAUGGGGUCCGGACAAAGUUCCCACUCGAAUGUUGCUACUAAUCCUUUUAGCGCUGUAGUCGCUGCCAUGACUGCAAUGACGGUUGCCACCCAGCAGCAGCAGCAGCAGUUAUCAUCUCCAUCCCCCAUCUACCACCAACAAUCUCAAAAUCACCCUACUCUCGCCUCUCAUCCGGGCCACCCUUCACCAGGCACACCUCUUGGUCAACACCCUCAUCACACUCUUCUUUCAGCCACAUUUCAGCAGCAAAAUCCGCAUGCAGCAGCAGUGGCAGCAGCCGCCUUUUACCAUGCGGCUGUAGUUCAGCAACAAAAACAGCAACAGCAACAUUACCAGUCCCACCCACACCAACCUCUUCUUCCAAGUGGCCAAGGAACUCUCCUCCCCGGCCAACCCGGGGUUUCUCAAGCCUCUAAUCUGCCUCCUUUCUUUGCCGCCUGUGUGCCUCCACCCCAACCUUCCCUAGCUUCUGUUUUACACCAAUCCACAAAUCAGUCUACUUUGCCUUCAUCUUUCCACCAGGGUAGGGGCUGUGUCAACAGCGGCCAUAGUCACUCGCAACGCACCCAACAUCACCAUCACCACCACCAGCAACAACAGCAACUAGAUUUAUUUAAUGCGUCAUGCCAAGUGGGAUCUAGCACCAGCAAUCUACAUAAUAUUGCUUCUCAACCCCCGACUACUAGUUCUGGGCAAGGAUCAGUUUGUGCAGUCUGGCCAGAGAAUUCUACCGCAUCUGUGGAGGUUAUUUCUCCCGUCACUUGUAUGCAAGCUUCCAGCUUUGCCCAGUUACCCGUUCAAUCACCCAAUAUGCUUACCCAAAACCAGCAAAAUACCCCUAUUUCCGCUCCGGGUGAAUCUUGUGGUGUUAUUGCCAACGUGGGCUCUACGGGCUCUACGGGCUCCACGCCUAGUAUUAGUGUUGGUAGCGCUAGCACUGGGUAUAGUAGCGGUGGGUCAACUUCUUCUGCUUCUAGAAUGGCAGUUUCAGUUCCCGCUUCCCCUUCUGCUAGCAACACAAUCGCUCCUGUACACAUCUCAGCUAUCGGCAGUGAUAAUCCCUCUCGGCAUAGCGGGUCUAUUGGAAUCUCUGGAGCCGGUUCUACGAAUAAACAUAUUAAAGAUCGUAAGGUCUCACAGCCUUUAGAACGUCCUCCUCUUCACUCAUCAAACUUUUUGAGCCUCGAAGCCGAUUGUUUAACUGACAUCGCUGAGCCUACAUCGACGUCUAAUGCUCCUUCGGGUUCAUCAACCUGUUCAACGACUCCGCCUCCAUCUAAGUCUGGGGAUGAUAAAUGUACUAGGCGAUCGGCUCAUCGCCCCACUCCAGUAUUUUCUUCUCUUUCCAACAACAAAUCUACUCUGUAUGUUUCUGGUAAAAACAGCGAGAGGGAUCACUUAGACGACGCGGUAUUCUUCCACGAUGCGUCCUCUGGAUGCAAAUCCACUAAUGAUCUAACUGCUCGGGAUAAUGACGAAAAUGAGACCGCAGCUUCCGUUCUCCAAGCUUCUGAGGGCCUUUUGAUUAGUUCGGUUGCAACUAACAUUAACCACGAGGAGGUAAAUCGAGCCCUAGAAGGGAUAUCCGAUGAUGUUUCGUCCACUUCGGUAAAGCACGCGGAAUCUGCCAAAAGAACGCUCGGUACAUUAAGUGGCGACAAGUCGUUUGCCCACUCUCCCUCCUGUCGGCAGAAUGAACAAAAUCUAUCGAUUAAUUCAGGCACCCAAAAGCAAAAUGUCGCACAGACUGGGAUCAAGUCGUCUGAUACAAUUUCAAGCUCGGUCGACCCUGUUAUCCCUCAGAGUUCUACAAUUUCCGCCUCGCGCGUUGAGGUAUGCGCUGAAGACGCUCCUAGAUUCUGA
This is a messenger RNA of Protopolystoma xenopodis, 2682 nucleotides long. Lineage: Eukaryota; Metazoa; Platyhelminthes; Monogenea; Polystomatidea; Polystomatidae. The record is from the annotation of a GenBank genome assembly.